Messenger RNA from Erigeron canadensis, 993 nucleotides. RefSeq lists its product as uncharacterized. Lineage: Eukaryota; Viridiplantae; Streptophyta; Magnoliopsida; Asterales; Asteraceae. The coding region runs from base 367 to 675 and encodes 102 amino acids. The transcript has 5 exons. The record is from RefSeq and is a predicted model, not a curated record.
GACGAUCUUUCUCUAUCAAACACACACACACACACAACAAAUAAACCGUAUCUCUGUCUCGAUCCUUCUCUAUAUCGAUUCUUAAUCAAUAAAAAAAACCCUCUAUUUCGAUCCAUGCCUCUCUGUCUUGAUCCUUCUCUAUCAGAAUAACAGACACAACAAAUAAAACCAUUCAUCGAUUCGUGAUCAAUCCAUAUAUACACCGCUACCAGCAGCUCGAUUCGUGACGCCACCAAUAGAUUCGUGAUCAAUCCAUAUAUACACCGCCACCAGCAGAUCGAUUCGUGCUCAAUCGAUAUAUAGGGAAAGACGUCGCCACCAGCAACGAUCUAUUAAUUACACCCGCCAUCAAAAGCAUUGUUGAUCAUGGAUGUUUUAAAGAAUGGAUGGAUGGCCACGAUGAAUCUAGUUCAAAUGAUGUAUGUUCUCAUGAUAGCGUUUAAUUGGUUUUUUUUCCCAGCAUUAAUGACCGAAAUCAAAUCGACCUGGGCAACAUUAAUCUGGUCGACUAAUUUCCAAUUGAACACAGAGAUAAUGCAAAAUGCUCUCUUUUCUGCCAGUGAGACCACCAAGUAUUGUGGCUGCAGUACUUUAAGAAGCUUGCUAGAUGGUUUUGGGGUAAGAGUUAUAUACAAUUGGGUGCUGAAAUUUAGGAGUCAAAGGUUUAACUUCUGAAAGUCAAAGGCAGAAAUGACUUAGUGUUUUAUGUGCAGGUUUGACUUCUAAAAGUCAAAGGCAAAAAUGACUCAGUGUUUUAUGUAGUUCUGGUCACCGAAUCAUCUAUCACGUCAUAUAAUAUAUAGACACGAUACGUUACGACAUCUCGCGCACAAUAAACGAGCGUCGGUGCAACGCUCGGGUACUAGGCUAGUAAUAAUGAAUGUAAUUUGUUUUGUUACGUACAUUGUAAUUUGAAAUGGAGACACCGAAUCAACUAAUACAAAUGAAUUGUACAAUGAGAUGUAAAAAUGUAAAGGUAGCUCAUGACAUCAA